Molecule: messenger RNA, 1065 nt
Organism: Colletotrichum abscissum
Lineage: Eukaryota; Fungi; Ascomycota; Sordariomycetes; Glomerellales; Glomerellaceae
Product: zinc-binding dehydrogenase
Exons: 2
Coding region: 1-1065 (354 amino acids)
Molecular function (GO): oxidoreductase activity
Source: RefSeq, a predicted model, not a curated record
AUGGCACCAACAUCAACCAACGCCUGGUCCAUCACCGGCAUCGGCAAGGACAGCAGCAACUGGGAUACCCUCGAGCUCAAGAAGGAUGUGCCUCUGCCACAGCUGGGCGACUACGACGUCCUCGUGCAGAUCGAGGCCGUCUCCCUAAACUUCCGCGAUCUGGCCAUCCCAAAGGGCCUCUACCCAUUCCCCGUCAGCUUCCCCCGCGUCCCGGCCUCUGACGGCGCCGGCCGCGUGGUCUCCGUUGGCCCCAAGGUCACGCAGGUCAAGGAGGGCGACAACAUUGCGACCCUCUUCAACCAGCACCACCAAUCCAACCCCAUCACCCCUCUCGCCGUCAAAUCCGGCCUCGGCGGUGCCCUCGACGGCACGCUCCGCCAAUACGCCGUGUUCCCCGAGCACGGCGUCGUGAAGUCCCCCAAGACGCUCUCGUCCGUCGAGGCCGCCACGCUCCCGUGCGCGCCGCUGACGGCGUGGAACGCGUUGUACGGUCUGCAGUCCAAAGCCCUUAAGCCGGGCGACUACGUGCUGACGCAGGGCACCGGCGGCGUGAGCCUUUCGGCGAUCCAGUUCGCCGUCGCAGCGGGUGCGACGGUCAUCGCGACGACGUCGUCGGCGGCCAAGGGCGAGCAGCUCAAGAAGUUGGGAGCGCACCACGUCAUCAACUACAAGGAGACGCCCAACUGGGGCGAGGUGGCCAAGUCGCUGACGCCGGAGAGCGUGGGCGUCGACCACAUCAUCGAGGUCGGCGGUCCGGGAACGGUUGCGCAGUCGCUCAAGGCUGUCAAGUUGGAGGGCGUGAUUUCCAUUAUUGGGUUCUUGUCGCACGGGGACAAGCCCGAGGGGGAGCAGCCGACGCUACUGGACGCGCUGGCCAACAUUUGCACGAUCCGCGGGUUGUUUGUGGGCUCGAAGCAGCAGUUUGAGGAGAUGAACCAGGCGAUUGACGCAAACAAGAUCAAGCCUGUUGUCGAUCAGAAGAUUUUCGGCUUCGAGGAGGUCAAGGAGGCGUACCAGUACCAGUGGGACCAGAAGCACUUUGGCAAGGUUGUCAUCAAGAUUUGA